AUGUUCCAGAUAGAAGGUCUCCCGCCAAAGUUGGACCCGGAGGAGCUGAAGCAGAAGAUGCGUGAGGAUGUGGUCUCCUCCAUUCGGAACUUCCUCAUCUACGUGGCCCUGCUGUGAGUCACUCCAUAUAUCUUAUAGAAGCUGGAUAGCAUAUGA
Molecule: messenger RNA, 156 nt
Organism: Rattus rattus (black rat)
Lineage: Eukaryota; Metazoa; Chordata; Mammalia; Rodentia; Muridae
Product: mitochondrial import receptor subunit TOM5 homolog
Exons: 1
Cellular component (GO): mitochondrial outer membrane translocase complex
Source: RefSeq, a predicted model, not a curated record